Messenger RNA from Hipposideros armiger (great roundleaf bat), 1574 nucleotides. Its product is annotated as zinc transporter ZIP2-like. The coding region runs from base 351 to 1280 and encodes 309 amino acids. Gene Ontology annotation, biological process: zinc ion transmembrane transport. Gene Ontology annotation, molecular function: zinc ion transmembrane transporter activity. Lineage: Eukaryota; Metazoa; Chordata; Mammalia; Chiroptera; Hipposideridae. The transcript is spliced from 4 exons. The record is from RefSeq and is a predicted model, not a curated record. Gene Ontology annotation, cellular component: plasma membrane.
AGGCCAGCCCCAGGCCUGAACUAAGACAGUCCACAGCCCUUGGAUUAGUCACGGAACCAAAGAAGACAGAGCACAGGGCUGUGCCUGACAGGGAGUCUGGACUUUCUGGUUUUGGUGUGAGCAGGGGAGGGGCCUCCAUGUAGGGGAGGGCUGGAAGCUGGGGCAGGGCCCCAAUCAGCUAUGCAAGGCUGCAUAAGCAGAGGCAGCACAGAACAGAGAGAGGAUCACAACAGCCUCCAGAAUCUCAGGAGUGGACACUGCCACUCUGAACACCUCAGGCACCACUCCUGCUCCAAAGCUUGUAACUCUAUUUGUCAUUCUGAGGCCUCUGCUUAUCCUGUACCCCAGGAAUGGAGCCGUUAUUAGGAGCAAAAAUUGGCUGCCUGUUCGCUCUGCUGGCUCUCACCCUAGUCUGUGGCCUUAUUCCCAUCUACUUCAAAUGGUUCCAGAUCGAGGGAGCCACAGGUCGUCACCACCGGGUCCUCAGCCUCCUGGGCUGCAUUUCUGCUGGUGUUUUCCUGGGAGCAGGGUUCAUGCACAUGACCGCUGAAGCCCUGGAGGGAAUUGAAUCCGAGAUCCAGAAGUUCAUGGUGCAGAACAGGACAGAAAGUGAGGGAAAUUUUUCUGGUGAUGCUAAUUCAGAUCAUAAGGACUAUCCCUAUGGAGAGCUCAUCAUCUCCCUGGGCUUCUUCUUGGUCUUCCUUUUGGAGUCGCUGGCAUUGCAGUGCCGCCCUGGAGCUGCUGGAGGAUCAAAAGUGCAGGAGGAGGAGUGCGGCGGGGCUCAUGUCCUUGGACUCCACAGCCAUGGCCCUCUCCCCUCACCCUCACGCAGUCCCUUCCGAGCGCUCGUCCUCCUGCUGUCGCUGUCCUUUCACUCGGUGUUUGAAGGGCUAGCCGUGGGGCUGCAGACGACAGUAGCGGCCACCGUGCAGCUCUGUGUUGCUGUCCUGGCUCACAAGGGGCUCGUAGUGUUUGGGAUAGGACUGCGGCUGGUGCAGACAGGCACUGGAUCACGAUGGGCUGCGUUCUCCAUACUGUCUUUCGCUCUCAUGUCCCCCCUGGGUGUAGCCCUCGGACUGGCUGUGGCUGGAGGAGACUCUGAAGGGGGGCAAGGCUUAGCCCAGGCUGUGUUAGAAGGCGUGGCAGCUGGCACCUUCCUGUACGUCACCUUCCUAGAAAUUCUGCCCCGGGAGCUAGCUGGCUCUGAGGCCCCUCUGGCCAAGUGGGGCUGUGUAGCCGCUGGUUUUGCGUUCAUGGCCUUUAUUGCAUUGUGGGCCUGAGCGAUUCCUGACUUUUCUGAUGGACUCCUCUGGAAUGAGCUCCCAAAUGGCUUUGGCCCUCAGACAUUUCCCUCCUGAGACUAAUGAAAUUCACUAGGCUUCGUCCCCAUGAACUGGACCCCAGCUUUUCCUACAUGAGAUCCCAUUGCUCACCCAGGACUGAGAAAAGGGUGUUAAUUUUAGGUUGAGUGCCUAUACCUUGGAGAACUGAUAUCAAGACCAUCAUUCCAGAUUUGACUCUUGUCCCAUUUUUGCUACCUUGUGCAAUAAAAUGUCGUUUUACCCUUCCCUUCA